AUGGCUGGAGCGGGUUGGAUCUGCAAAAAUGAACAUGGCAGAGUGAUUAUGGCUAUGGCAACACCGAUUGGCAAAACGACAACAAUCGUGGCCGAGACAUGGGCAUUACUCCUAGCUGUGAGGAUGGCAGCCCUCAAAGAAUGGAACACCAUCCAAUUCGAAACGGACUCAACGGCGCUGUUAACACUUGUCUCGAAGGACCCCUCUGAGGCACCUUGGAUAAUACGAACUUUGUUACAAGAAAUACAACAACAUCUCCGUUUAAUACAGCCUUAUGUGAUAACACACUCGUAUAGGGAAGCGAAUCAAGCGGCGGAUGGACUUGCAGACUUUACAGCGAAAAACAAUUACAACACGGGAUUGGAAUCAUCGACAGAACAUCAACCCACAUAUGAGAGCACACUACCCCUGAUUUCCUUAAUGUAA
Papaver somniferum (opium poppy) is the source of this 426-nucleotide messenger RNA. RefSeq lists its product as uncharacterized. The transcript has a single exon. Lineage: Eukaryota; Viridiplantae; Streptophyta; Magnoliopsida; Ranunculales; Papaveraceae. Gene Ontology annotation, molecular function: nucleic acid binding; RNA-DNA hybrid ribonuclease activity. Bases 1 to 426 code for a protein of 141 amino acids. The record is from RefSeq and is a predicted model, not a curated record.